Molecule: messenger RNA, 2739 nt
Organism: Quercus lobata
Lineage: Eukaryota; Viridiplantae; Streptophyta; Magnoliopsida; Fagales; Fagaceae
Product: protein NRT1/ PTR FAMILY 4.5-like
Exons: 5
Coding region: 1278-2699 (473 amino acids)
Biological process (GO): transmembrane transport
Cellular component (GO): membrane
Molecular function (GO): transmembrane transporter activity
Source: RefSeq, a predicted model, not a curated record
UCUUGGCUAAAAUUAGUCUCCAAAAUACUUUGCUAAAUUACCGCUUGUGUCCCCUGUUGCAGCCCCUUUUGGUUUUGAGAACAUGGCAACUUUAGCUCUGGCUGUGAACUUGACGACAUAUUUCAAUCUGGUGAUGCACUUGGAAUUAGCCGAUGCAGCUAAUGAGCUAACCAACUUCUUGGGCGCUAGUUACAUACUGUCUAUCUUGGUAGCUAUUCUUGCAGACACUUACAUCGGCAGAUAUAAAGCUGUUCUCAUUGGAGGAUGCCUCGAGUUAGUGGUAUGCUUGCAAAUCCUCCAUCCAACCUCAUCAUCAAAUGAUAUAGUGAUAUUAAUAACAAUCUUUGAUAAUUAAAAAUUUUAGGUAUCUUAAUUAAAAGUUUAGUAAUAAUUAAGAGUGAUUAGUAACAUACCUUGCUCUCCUUUAUAAGGAUAAUCAAGAUUUAAAUUCUCCAUUCUCAUUGUUGUAACUAUCAAGUUUGUUAAGUUGUAACUUCCAUAUAUUUAGUGUUGGCUUAUUCCGUGUCAAUUUGAUUGAAUUUUCAUGUUUAAUAUCUUGUAUUCAUGGGCUUUGUUUUGUAUUUGGUUUGGGUGUUAAAAAAAAUGCUACUAAAAAGCCAUUGAGACACAAUUCACGGAUCCCUAGGAAUGUCACACUCUUGAAUUGGUUUACAAAUUUGUAAAUGAAUACCGAGAAAUUUGUAAAACAGUCCACUAAUUUCAUACUCUUGAAAUGAUAUAUAUAAAUUGAGAAAUUUGUAAAAUGGUCACUUUGCUAUUCCAUCCCUUCCCCCACAUUUAUAUAUCCUUCCAUCUCCUACGAAUUUUACCCUAAGCACUCACUUCAAAGUUGAGAGAAUUGAAUCUAUCCUUGUGAGAGCCAAACACCAUUAGUUCUCUAGACUUUUCCCACUCACCGUUGACAAUUCUUUGAGAGAAGAUCAGAUUCUUCACACCCAUCAUUACCUAAGUUUUGUGAGUGUUGUUUGGACCUUUGGGAACCAUUGGAGCUAGCCAAAUUUCAGCCUUGGAGGCUUGAAGGUGCAACCAAGCUUGGUUGCGGGAUCCAAGAGCUAAGUUAGAGAAAGGACUCAACAUAGUCAGUUGUGAAAAGUGAAGCUUAGAGGGCUCAAAUACAAGGGUAACUUUAAGCUUGGAGGGAUUUUUGUAAAUCUAUAAUGCGCAACUAUAUAUACUUAAUGGAUCAGUUCAGUGGUGGAGCCGCAGAGAGAUAUUUUCACCGAGUACUCUAGUUCUCCUCUUCGAUAACAUAUCUAAUGUUAUCUUGGGCACUAGUAUUACUAGUAAUACAAGCUCACUAUCCCAAGCUGAAGCCCCCACCUUGCAAUGUCUUUGACCCAACUUCUCACUGUGAGAAAAUUGGUGGUAUCAGUGUUGUCCUCCUCUAUUUUGCUCUAUAUUUGCCUGCUGCUGGGUCUGCAGGAAUCAAAGCUGUUUUACCAUCACAUGGUGCGGAUCAAUUUGAUGAAAAGGACCCAAAAGAAAAAAAGCAGAUGUCCAGCUUCUUCAACUGCCUUCUAUUAGCAGCAUGUAUUGGUGGUGCUAUCAGCUUAACACUAAGUGUGUGGAUCCAAGAUCAUAAAGGGUGGGACUGGGGCUUUGGGAUCUCUUCCAUUGCCAUACUCUUUGCUAUUAUCGUCUUUGCCAUAGGAUUGCCAAUGUACAGGAUACAAGUUAUUCAACGAACUAACGCCAUUAUUGAAAUUAUACAGGUGUAUGUUGCAGCCAUUCGUAACAGAAAUCUUGACCUUCCAGAGGACCUCACAAAGCUCUAUGACAUUGAUCAUGACCAUGAAGCUGCUAUGGAAACAGAAUUUUUACCUCACAGAGACAUUUUCAGAUUUUUAGACAAAGCAGCCAUCCAACAUGGUAGUCUAGUAGAGGCUCCAAAUCCAUGGAAACUAUGCAGGGUCACUCAAGUUGAAAAUGCCAAAAUAAUACUAGGCGUGCUUCCAAUAUUUUGUUGCACAAUUAUCAUGACCCUUUGUCUGGCUCAGCUCCAAACCAUCUCAGUCCAACAAGGUCUCACUAUGGACACAAGUAUCUUUAAAUCUUUCCACAUCCCACCUGCCUCACUCCCUGUCAUCCCAAUCUUGUUUAUUAUCAUUAUAGUCCCCGUCUAUGAUCGGAUUUUCGUACCCUUUGCGCAUAAAAUCACUGGCAUUCCCAAUGGCAUCACGCACUUGCAACGUAUAGGAGUUGGCCUUAUUCUCUCAUGCAUCUCCAUGAACGUGGCUGGCUUCGUGGAAGUGAAGCGAAAGGGUGUAGCAAGAGACCAUAAUAUGCUUGAUGCAAUCCCAGUCAUACAGCCAUUGCCUAUUAGCACAUUCUGGCUAUCAUUUCAGUACUUCAUAUUUGGAAUUGCAGACUUGUUCACCUACGUGGGGCUUCUUGAAUUUUUUUAUUCAGAGGCACCAAAUGGCCUUAAAUCCAUCUCAAGUUGUUUCCUUUGGAGCUCCAUGGCACUUGGAUAUUUUUUCAGUACUAUACUUAUCAAAAUAGUUAAUGCUUCAACAAAGGAUAAUACAAGAAGUGGAGGUUGGUUGGCAGGGAAUAAUAUUAAUAGGAACCAUUUGAACCUCGUCUACUGGUUGCUUUCUCUUUUGAGCUUUUUCAACUUCUUUAUAUAUUUGUUUGUAGCUAAAAGGUACAGGUACAGGCCUACCAAUCCUAAAUGAGAAAGCCAAGCGGCAUGAGGAAAAGAAAACUUAGUCUUAA